AUGCGCCCGCUAGCUAGAACCUUGCCAGACUCGCGCUCUCCUGUGCCUUUCUUCCUCUUCUCUACCGCUUCCCAACAUUAGCAAGACAGCUAAUCUUCGGUAGAGAACAGUCCGUCCAGCCGUGCCACGUUCGUCUCGUCAGACCUCGUCCGUACCGCCUCACGACCUCUCCGCCCGGACCGUCCGUUGCAACCCAGCCACGUCGACGCUCCCACAGUAGCCCUAGCGGUCGCUACGCCAACCUCCCAAGGUCCUGCAGCCUACAAACAACAAUCUCAGGCCUGGAACAACGCUACGGAGUCAAGCGCCUCGGCCCGGCCGAGUAUAUCCUCGGCAUCCAGAUCAGGCGGUUCGACGACGGCUCUAUCGCCCUAUCCCAGGAACGGUACAUCAUGGACGUGCUCGCUCGGUUCCACUUCGACACCACGACUCGCGGCACUACAGUUCCGAUGACUCCCGGCCUUUCGCUCACUGCUAUCCCGGGUCAAGGCACCGAACGGAUCAGGUCAUGGUAUCUGCAGGCUAUCGGCUCGCUCCUCUACAUUUCGCUCGGCACCCGCCCUGACAUCGCCUUCGCCGUGUCCUACCUGGCCCGCUUCGCCAACAACCCCGGUCGUCGUCAUUGGAUCAAUGUCAGGCAAACAGCGAUACACUGA
Messenger RNA from Microbotryum saponariae, 656 nucleotides. The record is from the annotation of a GenBank genome assembly. Lineage: Eukaryota; Fungi; Basidiomycota; Microbotryomycetes; Microbotryales; Microbotryaceae.